AUGGACCCUGACUGUGACCGGGACCCUGAUCUGAAUGGCUUCUCAGGCUCCAGGGCCCCAGAACCGGUGGCAUUUGAACCUCAGGGGUUAAAUAGGUUCAGCUACUGCACACCUCUGAGGUGCCGGCACACAGUUGGGUGCUAUAGACAGCGAGAAUCUCUGCUGGCAGCGCUGGCCCCUGGUCUCCUGCCUGCGGCCCUGGCCACCACAGAGGUAUGGCAGUUCCCCUCCUACGCAGUCACCCCAGAUGGGGGCUCCAUCAACAUCACCUGCUCCACCCGAGGACCCCUGCUCGGGCUCUACCUGAUAAAAAGUAUUUGGCAAAACACAACCAAUGUGAUAUACCACGGUGUUGGGGCGACACCCACUGUGGAUCGGCGGUUCAAGGGCCGCAUCGUCUUCUCGGGGCCGACGCACAACCUGACGGUCACCAUGCACCGCCUGCAGCAAGCUGACUCUGGUGCCUACAUCUGCGAGGCCAUCACGAUGAACCAGAAAGUCUGGGGCUCGGGCACCUUGGUGGUGGUGACAGACACAGUGUUCUACGUGUCAAGCACGUGCCAGGAGACCUCACUGGUACACACCUCCUUCCCUGUGGUCCUGGCUGUGGGCCUCCUCGUCGUGCUGGGCCUGGGGGUCGUGUGUGUGCUGAGGUGGACGCAGAUCAGAAAACUGUGCUGGGCCAGGAAGGAGAGCUCGGUGUGUGUGGUGUAUGAAGACAUGUCCUGCAGCCGCCGGGACACCGUGAGCACCCCCAACCACUACCAGCUGUGACCGGCCUCUCCGGCCCAGCACUGUUCCUGACCCCCCCCCCCGGAAGUCUUCCGUGCAUGCCUCGCCCCUCGAGGUGCCGUGCUCACCCCACCAGGCGGACCCUGGCAGGUCCCUCACACGGCAGGAGGGGCUCCUUCUUUCCACAGGCUUGAGCCCCACAGCAGGCAACCUGGGUUGAGCCCCCAACCCAGGCUCGCCAGAAAUAAAGUGCU
Molossus molossus (Pallas's mastiff bat) is the source of this 986-nucleotide messenger RNA. It is a transcript of the gene CD7, whose product is annotated as CD7 molecule. Gene Ontology annotation, cellular component: membrane. Gene Ontology annotation, biological process: adaptive immune response. The transcript has 6 exons. The coding region runs from base 1 to 774 and encodes 257 amino acids. Gene Ontology annotation, molecular function: signaling receptor activity. NCBI's taxonomy places the organism in Eukaryota, Metazoa, Chordata, Mammalia, Chiroptera, Molossidae. The record is from RefSeq and is a predicted model, not a curated record.